Molecule: messenger RNA, 2211 nt
Organism: Anopheles marshallii
Lineage: Eukaryota; Metazoa; Arthropoda; Insecta; Diptera; Culicidae
Product: acetylcholinesterase
Exons: 7
Coding region: 1-2211 (736 amino acids)
Biological process (GO): acetylcholine catabolic process; choline metabolic process
Cellular component (GO): plasma membrane
Molecular function (GO): acetylcholinesterase activity
Source: RefSeq, a predicted model, not a curated record
AUGGAGAUCCGAGGGCUGCUGAUGGGUAGACUACGGUUAGGACGACGGAUGGUACCGCUGGGGGUGGUGUGCAUCACGGCGCUACUCCUGCUGUUGCCGCCCUCCGCUACCGUGCAGGGCCGGCACCACGAACUCAACAAUGGGGCCGCCAUCGGUUCGCAUCAGCUGUCGGUUGCCGGCGCUGGCCUAUCCUCCCAAUCCGCCCAGUCCGGAUCGCUCGCGUCCGGUGUGAUAUCGUCCGCACCUGCUGCCGGCGGCGCAUCCUCCGCCUCGUCGUUGUCAUCGUCGGGCGAGGAAGACGUGGCACGGAUUACGCUCAGCAAAGAUGCAGAUGCAUUUUUUACACCAUAUAUAGGUCACGGUGAGUCCGUACGAAUUAUAGAUCCCGAGUUGGGCACGCUCGAGCGCGAGCAUGUCCACAGUGGCGCAACACCGCGGCGGCGCGGUCUGACGAGGCGUGAAUCGAACUCGGACGCUAACGACAACGAUCCGCUGGUAGUUAACACCGACAAGGGUCGCAUUCGGGGCAUCACGGUGGAGGCACCCAGCGGCAAAAAGGUAGAUGUGUGGCUCGGCAUUCCCUACGCACAGCCACCGGUCGGGCCGCUACGUUUCCGCCAUCCCCGACCGGCGGAGAAGUGGACCGGCGUGCUGAACGCGACCACACCGCCGAACAGCUGCGUGCAGAUCGUGGACACCGUGUUCGGUGACUUCCCGGGUGCGACGAUGUGGAACCCGAACACGCCGCUGUCGGAGGACUGCCUGUACAUCAACGUGGUGGCACCGCGACCCCGCCCGAAGAAUGCGGCCGUUAUGCUGUGGAUCUUUGGCGGUGGGUUCUACUCCGGCACGGCCACGCUCGACGUGUACGAUCACCGGGCGCUCGCAUCGGAGGAGAACGUGAUCGUCGUAUCGCUGCAGUACCGUGUGGCAAGUUUGGGUUUCCUGUUUCUCGGCACGCCGGAAGCGCCCGGCAAUGCGGGACUGUUCGAUCAGAACCUUGCGCUACGCUGGGUGCGAGAUAACAUCCACAGGUUCGGUGGUGACCCAUCGCGAGUGACACUGUUCGGGGAGAGUGCCGGUGCAGUAUCCGUCUCGCUACAUCUGCUGUCCGCGCUUUCGCGCGAUCUCUUCCAGCGCGCCAUCCUGCAGAGCGGCUCACCGACGGCACCGUGGGCACUCGUAUCGCGCGAGGAAGCGACGCUCAGGGCGCUGCGACUAGCGGAGGCGGUCGGAUGUCCGCACGAACCGAGCAAGCUGAGCGAUGCGGUCGAAUGUCUGCGUGGUAAGGAUCCGCACGUGCUGGUGAACAACGAGUGGGGCACGCUCGGUAUAUGCGAGUUCCCGUUCGUGCCGGUCGUCGACGGUGCGUUCCUGGACGAAACGCCCCAACGGUCGCUGGCCAGCGGACGGUUCAAAAAGACGGAAAUUCUCACCGGCAGCAACACGGAGGAGGGGUACUACUUCAUCAUCUACUACCUGACGGAGCUGCUGCGCAAGGAGGAAGGCGUAACCGUGUCGCGGGAAGAAUUCCUCCAGGCGGUGCGGGAACUGAACCCGUACGUUAACGGUGCCGCCCGGCAGGCGAUCGUGUUCGAGUACACCGACUGGACCGAACCGGACAACCCGAACAGCAACCGGGACGCGCUGGACAAGAUGGUGGGCGACUACCAUUUCACCUGCAACGUGAACGAGUUCGCCCAGCGGUACGCCGAGGAGGGCAACAACGUAUACAUGUACCUGUACACGCACCGAAGCAAAGGCAACCCGUGGCCACGCUGGACGGGCGUUAUGCACGGCGAUGAGAUCAACUACGUGUUCGGGGAACCGCUCAAUCCCAGCCUCGGCUACACCGAGGACGAGAAAGACUUUAGCCGAAAGAUCAUGCGAUACUGGUCCAACUUUGCCAAGACGGGCAAUCCCAAUCCCAACACCGCCAGUAGCGAAUUUCCCGAAUGGCCCAAACAUACGGCCCACGGACGGCACUAUCUGGAGCUCGGCCUCAACACGUCGUUCGUCGGUCGGGGUCCCCGGUUGAGGCAGUGUGCCUUCUGGAAGAAAUAUCUUCCCCAGCUCGUUGCAGCUACCUCUAACAUUGGAGGGGAACCACUGCCGAGUGCACCGUGCGAAAGCAGCGCAUUUUUUUACCGACCUGAGCUGAUUGUGCUGCUAGUGUCACUGCUUACAGUCACGGUCAGAUUCAUACAAUAA